CAGAACGAGCAGCUCCACCAGGCCCUGCGCAGCCUGCAGAGCGAGCACGCCGCGCUGCGCCAGCGAGCCAGCGCCUUGCGGGAGGACAACGACCUGAAGGCAGAGCACAUCACCGCCAUCAAAGAUAAAUUGCAAAAAGAACAAAAUCAGAAGGUAACACUGGAGGCGACGAUCAGCCAUUUGCACAACCUGAUACAGAACCAGGCCAACGAACAGAAGACCCAGGAGGCGAUGGUGCAAAGGAAAGACGAGGUUUACACCACGCAGACCCCACCUCUCACUCCUGCCAAGGAAAAACAAAACGCUCUGUUAGAGCACCCCAAGGAGGAGGGAGAAGAAAGUCUGAAAGAAGAGAUCCAGAAAAGGACAUCCCAGCUUACGGCAAAGGAGAAGGAGGUUUCUAUGGGCAUAGAGGUAGCAGAAGUGAAAAUCCCCCGUCACUGCAGUGCCCGCGCACGGGUGAAGCGCUGCAGCUGCUGCGGGAGCCCUGCCACUCUCGGUGCGUACAAGAGCGAGGGGAUCCUUCCUGCUAACGGCCGCUCACUCUGCUUGCAGUGCACGGAGCUGCGCUCGGAGCUGGAGGCCCUGAGCGAGGAGUACCGCUCCUGCCUGACCAGGCUGCGCCAGUGCCGCGACGAGCUCAACCACUGCCAGAGCAAGCAGGCAAAGAGACGUUGCAGUCACUGGAUCCCUGUCCUGGUGGGACUGAUAGCAAUGGCCGUAGCCAUCUUCCUCGCAAGUUACAGACCGUGA
This is a messenger RNA of Pelecanus crispus (Dalmatian pelican), 753 nucleotides long. The record is from RefSeq and is a predicted model, not a curated record. NCBI's taxonomy places the organism in Eukaryota, Metazoa, Chordata, Aves, Pelecaniformes, Pelecanidae.